Molecule: messenger RNA, 2678 nt
Organism: Salvia hispanica
Lineage: Eukaryota; Viridiplantae; Streptophyta; Magnoliopsida; Lamiales; Lamiaceae
Product: Protein kinase superfamily protein
Biological process (GO): protein autophosphorylation
Cellular component (GO): plasma membrane; plasmodesma
Molecular function (GO): transmembrane receptor protein tyrosine kinase activity; ATP binding
Source: RefSeq, a predicted model, not a curated record
AUGGCCCGCCCUCCUCCCAUUCCCAUUCCCAUCCCCCUCCUCCUCCUCCUCCUCCUCCUCCUCCUCACCAACGCCGCCGCAAAACCCUCCUCCUCCUCCUUCACCCCCGCCGAUAACUACCUCAUCAACUGCGGAUCACCGGAUUCCACCCCUCUCGACGACGGCAGAGCCUUCAAAUCCGACCCCCAAUCCUCCUCCUACCUAUCCACCGAUGAAGACAUUCUAGCUUCUCUUCCCAACAUCUCUUCGCCGUCGUUGUACGCCACCGCCAGAAUCUUCCACCACCUCUCCAUGUACCGAUUCCUGAUUUCCAAACCCGGCCUCCAUUGGAUCCGCCUCCACUUCUACCCCCUCCCCCACCCCACCUACAACCUCACCUCCGCCACCUUCACCGUCACCACCGACGACACCGUCCUUUUGCAUGGCUUCUCCGCCGCCACCUCCAAAACCAUCAUCAAAGAAUACCUCAUCAACGCCACCUCCGACAAGCUCACCCUCAAAUUCUCCCCCAUGAAAAACUCCGCCGCCUUCAUCAACGCCAUCGAGCUAGUCUCCGCCCCGGACGACCUCAUCCCCGACACCGCCGCCGCCGUGUCUCCCGCCGGCGAAUUCUCCGGCGUCAACAAACACUCCUUAGAAGUCUCCUACCGCCUCAACGUCGGCGGCCACCUCGUCACCCCCAAAAACGACACCCUCUCCCGGACCUGGCUCCCCUCGGACGCGUACCUCGCCCUCCCGGAGGGCGCCAGGAACGUGUCCGUCCCCACCGACACGAUCACCUACCCCAAGGGCGGCGCCACCCCUCUCACCGCCCCGUAUUCCGUCUACGCGACGGCGGAUCAGAUGGCGGACUCCUCCACCGCCGAUCCGAAUUUCAACCUGACUUGGAAAAUGAGCGUUGAUCCAAGCUUCUCGUAUUUAAUCAGGCUCCAUUUCUGCGAUAUAGUCAGCAAAGGCCUCAACGAGCUCUACUUUAACGUCUACAUAAACGGAAUCACCGGCGCCGCCAAUUUCGACCUCUCCGCUCUCACCUCCGGCCUAGCGAUACCUUACUACAAGGACUUCGUGCUCAACGCCUCCGCCAUCACCAACGGGAGCGUCGUAGUCCAGGUGGGGCCCACCUCCAACGUCAUCUCCGCCCUCCCCAACGCCAUUUUAAACGGCCUCGAGGUGAUGAAGAUGAGCAACUCCGCCGGCAGUCUCGACGGACUUUUCUCUGCGGAUGGGAAGAAACACGGGCAGAGCUCCGUGAUGAGAGUCGCGGCGGGUGUCGGGCUAGCGCUAGGUGCGGUAGCGUCGCUUCUGCUCCUUUUUGCCUCUUUCCGAUGGUGCAGGAAGCCGAGAGGGUACGAGAAGCAGAAGACGUUCUCGUCGUGGCUGCUCCCGCUCAACUCCAGCCAAUGCAGCUUCAUGUCGAGCAAGAGCAAGAGCACGACCUUCUCCACCAUCUCCGGCGGCCUCAACCAGCUCGGGAGGUUCUUCAGCUUGAACGAGCUCAAGGAGGCAACCAAGAAUUUCGACGAGAAAUCAGUCGUUGGAGUUGGUGGUUUCGGAAAGGUAUACCUAGGCGAGAUCGAUGGCGGAGCCACCAAGCUCGCCAUAAAAAGAGGCAAUCCGUCUUCCGCUCAGGGGAUCAACGAGUUCCAGACAGAGAUCCAGCUUUUGUCGAAGCUGAGGCACAGACAUUUAGUAUCUCUCAUUGGCUACUGCGACGAGCAGUCAGAGAUGAUUCUUGUCUACGAGUACAUGUCCAACGGCCCGCUGCGGGACCACCUGUACGGCCCCGCGGCUCUGCCUCCACUGACGUGGAGGCAGAGGCUGGAGGUAUGCAUAGGCGCAGCGAAAGGCCUGCAUUACCUCCACACUGGGUCAACCCAGGGAAUCAUUCAUCGCGACGUCAAGACUACAAACAUCCUUCUAGAUGAGAAUCUGCUGGCUAAGGUGUCCGAUUUCGGGCUGUCGAAGGUGGGGCCGGCGUCGCUGGACCAGACGCAUGUUAGCACGGCGGUGAAAGGGAGCUUCGGGUACCUGGACCCGGAGUACUUCAGGAGGCAGCAGCUGACGGAGAAGUCGGACGUGUACUCGUUCGGGGUGGUGCUGUUCGAGGUGCUGUGCGCGAGGGCGGCGCUGGACCCGGCGCUGCCGCGGGAGCAGGUGAAUCUGGCGGAGUGGGCGAAGCAGCAGCACGCGAGGGGGGAGACGGAGAAGAUCGUGGAUCCGGUGAUUGCGGGCACGAUUGGGAAGGACUCGCUGAUUAAGUAUGUGGAGACGGCGGAGAAGUGUCUUGCGGAGUAUGGGGUGGACCGGCCGUCGAUGGGGGAUGUGCUGUGGAAUAUUGAGUACGCGCUGCAGCUGCAGGGGGCGGAGGAGAAGAAGACUGGUGGCGGUGGAGGGGAGGGAGAGGGGGAGGUGGUGGUGGGGAUGAUGAGCGAUGAUUCGGGGGUGGUUGGGGCUUCUCCUGUGUUUCUUGAGAGUUGUCAUGCAAGAUGAGGUGUAGUUUGGUUUUGGUUUCAUGCAAUCUUCUUCACCUCAUGUGUUUUUUCUUUGUUUAACAUAGGAUGUAUCUUUGGAGUUUCUAAUUAUGUAAUUUCAUGCAAUCUUCUUCAAAUGUUUCAUGAAGAUUGUUUAAUGAUCUUAUUUAAGUUGUUAACUUUGAAUAUCUGGCAAUAUUGAUGUGU